GAAGGGGGCGACAGACUACCGGUUGCGCUGCUGCAGACAGAGGAAGAGGGUCUGUGGGUGCAGUUCAUGUUAGCCUUCACUAUUGCUGUUAGCAGGCACCACUGACAAGUGCCUCGCACAGUGUACUUCUAAAACGCGUUUUUGUUUAUUAAACCAGCUUUAGGAGUUCAAAUCGAGGGUCUUAAACGAUUCCUGCGCCAAGAUGAGCUUCCUGUUUGGUAGUCGCUCAUCUAAGACCUUCAAGCCGAAGAAGAACAUCCCAGAGGGCUCCCACCAGUAUGAGCUGCUGAAACAUGCAGAGGCAACGCUGGGUAGCGGAAACCUGAGACAGGCUGUCAUGCUGCCAGAAGGAGAGGAUCUCAAUGAAUGGAUUGCAGUGAAUACGGUGGAUUUCUUCAACCAGAUCAACAUGCUGUACGGUACCAUCACCGAGUUCUGCACCGAGACGAGCUGCUCCGUGAUGUCUGCAGGACCAAGGUAUGAGUAUCACUGGGCUGAUGGCACCAAUAUUAAGAAGCCCAUCAAAUGCUCUGCACCCAAGUACAUUGACUAUUUGAUGACUUGGGUGCAGGAUCAGCUGGAUGAUGAGACACUUUUCCCCUCCAAGAUCGGAGUUCCCUUUCCCAAGAAUUUCAUGUCUGUGGCCAAAACCAUCCUGAAGCGCCUGUUCAGGGUUUACGCUCACAUCUACCACCAGCAUUUUGACUCUGUGAUGCAGCUGCAGGAGGAGGCCCACCUCAACACCUCCUUCAAGCACUUCAUUUUCUUUGUUCAGGAGUUCAACCUCAUUGACCGGCGAGAGCUCGCUCCCCUGCACGACUUGAUCGAGAAGCUUGGAUCAAAGGACAGAUAGACAUUUCAUCACACGUCUUCCCUUCAUAACAUUUUUUCCUCCUUUUUUUCGCUGUCUGUGACCUCUUCUACCUCUGACUUCUAGCCUCAGCUCUGAAAAUCUGUGCCUUCCUCCUCGUAUCUCCUGAAUCUUUGCUGUAUUCUUUCCCUUUUGUUCCUUUCGGUUGUUUGCUGUCUUUGAGCCUCUGUUUUUUGUUUAUUUUAGCUUCACAAGAUCAUAAAAUAAUUUUGUAGAGUAAACUUUUUUUUUUUAUAUACAGGACUGUGGUUAGUGACUCUUUAAGAGCAACCUACUGAUUUUUUUUUUUUUUUCUCCAAUUGGACCAAGGACAUUUGGAAGUUGAAGUGAAACACAGCUGAUCCGCUGUAAUUACAGAAACUGACCAAACGUAGGUUUUUCUUUUUCUUUUUUAACUCUCUGUCAUUAGUUUACAGGGAGAGUAACAGGAAGGAUUGGGGGUAGUGACGUUAACAAAGGUUUUCAGAGGGCUUUUGUAACAUUACAUGAAGGCAGGCAAAAAAAUGUAACAGUAUAUUAUAGUAUAUUAACAGUAUAUAGAGCUCUCUGUCACGCGCUAGUUGUGUAUCUGAUAUCCCACACGCUAACAGGGGUCUGAUUAUGUGACGAGAUUCAGUGAUAGUUAAUCGUAAGGUGCCUUUCCUCUUACACCAUAAAAGAACAUCAUCUUAGACUCCAGUAGUUUCAGUUUGAUCACACAUUACUGUCUUUUUGCACUUUUUUUCCUUCCUUAUUUGAUUAAAAUAGUAAAAUGUGAGAUAUAGUGCUUUUAUUUACAAUUUGGUUCCACCUAUAGCUUUUAUAAUGACCCUGUGAAGGGACUAUGUAGUGUAAAGUCAACCUGUUAACAGCAAAAUAUAAUCUGUGAACUUUUUAAAAAAUUUUAGUUCUUUUCUGUGGUGCCGAUUAAAGUCAGUGCUGGUACUUAGUUUAUUUGUUUUUCCUUUUAUUUUCAAAAUUUGUACUAAAUAUUCCCCCUGAAGUGGACCAUAGUGGAUAAUUAUUACUAUUAUUACACCCGUACACCUGAGAUGUAUGCAGUAUUUCAGGCAUGGUCAGUUCCUCCGGCUUCAAACAGCAGGGCUGUUUGUACUACCAUCUUUUUAUAAACUGAAGCAGAUUAUAUUCCUGCUGAAUGCUUUGUCUGGUUUUAUCAAGGGAAUUCUUGUUGGACCUAAAUUUCUAUUGGACAAUCACGUGACCAAUUAUGAUCUUAAAUUAUGCACAACAGGAACUAACUAUUAGAUUUAGGGGCAGCAGGAUUCAUUUUAUUUUUUGUUACCACUUUGUAAGAAAGACUUGUCGUCAUACCAAGGUAAAGGUGUAAUUGUAAACUUUUAGUUCACGGCUCACAAGAUGCUAGUCAAGUCAGUACUCUGCAGGCAUUUCCAGGCAUUACCUUGAAUCUGUAUUCAAUGACAUGUUUUUGAAAUUUAUUUUCUUUUUUUUUUCCCUCAUGAUUUUUAUUUUUAAGAUUUUGGUAUGACGUUACAUUUCAUAUUGCAUUGCAAAAUGUUGGCUUUAUCUUUUGAAUCUUGUAUAACAAAAAGGGCUUUGAAAUGAAUGAAACCAGUUUUGUUUUUUGUUUUUUUUUUUGUUUUUUUUUUAUUGGACCAAUUGUUGGCUGGUCAUUCAGGCUAAGAAAGAGUUGUUUGUAUGUACCACGUCCACACAUUUGCUGUACAUAAGAUCAGUGUUUUCUCUGAACAAACCUGUGCCUUACCAUAAUGGAAGUGUCUGAUAUGAUGGCAUUGAUAGAUCAGAAACUCAAUAAACACUGAAAAGACA
Molecule: messenger RNA, 2659 nt
Organism: Pundamilia nyererei
Lineage: Eukaryota; Metazoa; Chordata; Actinopteri; Cichliformes; Cichlidae
Gene: mob1a
Product: MOB kinase activator 1A
Exons: 6
Coding region: 203-853 (216 amino acids)
Source: RefSeq, a predicted model, not a curated record